Molecule: messenger RNA, 3490 nt
Organism: Fonticula alba
Lineage: Eukaryota; Rotosphaerida; Fonticulaceae
Exons: 9
Coding region: 154-3354 (1066 amino acids)
Source: RefSeq, a predicted model, not a curated record
CGCUUCUCCCACCCGCUUUUUCCUCUCUCUCUCCCUCUCUCCUCCUCAUUGGUGAUCUUCCCCCUGCUCGUGCUCGUUGCCCACUCCACCCACCUUUCACUCUCUCCCGGACUUGUGGCCCAGCCUUUUGCCUUCCGCACACUUCUCCGGGCCAUGCUCGCGCCGCUCGCUCGCCGCUCCGCCCGGGCCGCCUCUCUCCUGCCCGGCCGGGGCUCGGUUAUCUCGCACGGGGCACGCACGGCCGCGGCGCUCGUUAGCCCCGCCACCUCGGAGUCCCUCCCGCCGGCCGGUCUGUAUGGCCGCGCCCCCAGCCGGGGGAUUGUCCUUUUCCGCGCGCGGAUGGCGCGGGCCCGCGGAACGCAGCUGCCCUUGACGCCAAGCGCCCCGACGGCCACCGUCCCGCCCUCCUCGGCCCAGGGCACCCUGUCGCCCAUCCAGCUCCCUGAGCAGAUGCCCUUCCUGACCAUUCAACGCUAUCUGGACAAGCCGCUCCAGUCGAAUAUGUUGUUGCUCAUUGGCCAGCGGGGCAUCGGCAAGACGCGCCUCAUCGAUCGGACCCUGGCGCGACUGGCGCACCCGAACAUCCGGCUCCCGGGCGAGGAGGCCGGCGCGCCGGAGCGCCCAGGCUCGGCAUCCGCCACGGCUGGCGACCUCGGUGGCCGGGUGGCCCUCGGUCUGGUGGAUCCCACCGACCAGGACGUCCACACGAUGCCGGGCAUCCGUCCGCCAGCUCCCUACUCCCUGGAUGAGGGGACCCUCUUUGCGGCCAAUCCCCCGGUCCGCAGCGUGUCCACCAUAACCACGGGGCUGGUGCCAAUGCGCGCCAUCCCGGACGCCCCGGCACGGGUGUUCUUCGACGGCCAGGCCCCGACCGGGCCGGCCGGUGCAUCUCGGCGUCUGGUGGUCUUCCAGGGUUUCGAUGGCUGCCGCACGCCGCUGGACUUUGGAGUCGGGUCGCCGCUCUGGGAGCAGGUGUCCCCAGCGUCCCCGGCCCCCUUUCACCAGCGCCUCCGCGGCUUGGAGCUGUCCUUCUCGCAGGCCUUCACCAAUGCGCCGUCCAAUGUUUUUGAAGCCCUGCGCGAUCGCCUGCACCGGGUCCCCUCGGAGCACCCGGUGACGCACUUUGCCGCGGCGGCCGACGACCCAAACUGCCCCCGGCUGCGGUAUAGCUCCAAUGCGCCGCCCGAUUACCGGUCAUCCAACCGGGUGCCGAGUCUUGGAAUCGGGGUGGCCGCACGCGUGAGCCAGCACCUGGGCGACCUGGCCGCCGGGCGGGCCCUGGCUGACACGGUGCUCGACUAUUCGGCCGUCGAUGCGGCUCUGCUCACCUCGGUGCUGGAAAAGCUGAAGACCGCCGAGCCGACUGCCUGGCUGGCGGCCAUCGAGGCGGAGCUGCUCCCUCAGGUCCGACUUCGCGGCGAGCCAGCGACACAGGAUGCCGGGAGCCUCGGCCCCCGUUCGAAUGAUGCUGCCCGACUGGUGGGCCUGCUGGUGGAUGCCCUUGCCGGGGCUGAGCACCGGCAGGCAUGCCGCCGAGCGACCGAGCCGCUCGAUGCCGCAGGCACUCGCGAUGGUGCUCUCACACUGCCGGCCUUGCUGGAGCUGGCGUCUGUGGCCUCUGGCCAGGGGACCGUCAUCAACUUGGUCCUCCGGGGGUUCGGCUCCUCGGCGGAUGGCAGCCGAGAGGUGGUUUACCAGUCCGGACCUCCGACCGGGCCGCCCCCUCCCUUCCGCCCGACUCCUGCGCCGCCGGGCCUCUCCGCCUCCGACGAGUAUGACCUCCGUCGGGAGUAUGCCUUGUUUGAUUCCAUGUUCGCGCGGUACUGGGGCAAUGAGUUUGACGGUUUCAACCUCAGCGCCCCGAUGCUGGUGGACAUGUCCGACUCUUCCUUCAUGCGUGUGGACACCGAGGAUAAGAUUUUGCUGGCCUUCCGCUCGCAUCGCGUUCGCAUGGCCGAGAUGCAGCCCGCCCACUGGCUCAGUGCGGAGAUUGCCCUCGGGCGGGAGCUGGCGCCACUGCUGGGCCUAGAGCGCACGGCCCCGGAGCUGAGAUUCCCCCUGGACGAGUGGGACUUCCAGCCGAUUGAGCAGGCCCAGGUGAGCAUGGAUUUGGUCCUGCAUCGCCAGGGGAAGCUGGUCUCCUCCAACCCCCGGACCCUGGACUCGGAUGUCGGGCGCAAGUACCUCGCGUACCUGGACCGGGAAAUUCCCCGAUCCGUGGGAGACUUCCUGCCGGUGUUGGCGAACCGCCUGGCUCGACUUCGGGCGUCCGGGUCCCUUGGGGCCCUGGCUGGCCUGCUGCACCCGCUGCGUCUGCUCCACGAGCCGGCGCGCAUGAUCGAUUCGCGCCAGCCGCCCUAUCCCUCGGCCGAGACGCCCAAUGUCCUGGCCUACAUGAAGUACCUGCUGCGGCCGCUCUGGUCCAAGGGUGAUCCGUGGGCCGAGUCCGCCUGGCGCGGCUACCACCGGGACCUGCACCAGUACCUGGGCACGGCCCCGGGGGAUCUCCACGCAUACGCUCAGACUGUGCGCCAGCUCGAGGCCCCGGGCGAGGCGGGGCUGGCGAUGGCCGAGAAGUUGGUCGCCGCUGCCCAGGCAGACCCGCUCCUUCGGCGGACGCGUCUCCUCCGGGCGGCUGAGCUGUCUCUGCGGGAUCGUCGGGCUGGCACUGACCUGGCCGGCUUGUCGCCGACGGCUGCUCUGUGGCGUGCCUCGCGGCUGGCACGGUCCCUCGUCCCGGAUCCCCGUCUGGCGCAGCAUCUGCCAGCCGCCCUGACUCCCGCCCGCCGGGACAUCCACUAUGCGGCCCUGUUGCCGAUCUACCAAAAGCGCAUGCGCGAGCUCUACGAUCUCCUGGUCCAGGUGAGCCGCAGCUCGAUGCCGGAGGUCUCCAUGGAUGAUGAAGCUCCAAAGACGGCAACCGGCUCCGAUGCAGCGAUCUCCACGCGUGACAUUGACCCGUACAUUUUGCGUCGGUUUGUGGACGUCUUCCACCGGAUGCACCAGGUCAACUGGACUGUCUACCCGCUGGAGCCAUAUGAUGUCGAGGUCAAGGGCGACCCGAUCUUUACAAUCCUUCAACAGCAUAACUUCCUCUAUGCCAGUGAGGACUACUUCAACAUCUCGGCCGCAUCGGCCAUUGACCGCGGGGUGAUGACCUACUUCUAUGAGACUGCCAUCGCCGAGAUGCCCUUCUUCGAGCGCCUCUACUACUCGGUCUGGCGUCACCUGGCCCCGGAGUCGCUUGGCAACCGGGCGCACAUGGCCUCGCCCAUUCGCGCGGACUUCUCUCGCAAUCACUUCCACUUCCGCCGCGGGCGCGAUUACGCCUCCUACCCGGAGCUGUCCAAGUAGCAGGGCCCUUGUCAGCGCCCUUCCUCCUCCUACUCCCGCUCGCGUGCCAGCCACUCUCCCUGGCUCGCAGGCUUUACGUCCGCGUCCCACCCACCCCACUCCUAGACCUCAAUAUACAGCUGCGCGAACACGUGAA